Molecule: messenger RNA, 1464 nt
Organism: Chenopodium quinoa (quinoa)
Lineage: Eukaryota; Viridiplantae; Streptophyta; Magnoliopsida; Caryophyllales; Amaranthaceae
Product: zinc finger MYM-type protein 1-like
Exons: 2
Coding region: 1-1464 (487 amino acids)
Source: RefSeq, a predicted model, not a curated record
AUGAACAAACAAAAAUCUAUUACCUCCUUUUUCAAACGAAAAGAGCCAGAAAAUGACACAACACCCGACGAAAAUAAUCCAGUUAAUGAAGAUACUCCUACCCGGACACAUAAUCAUGAAGAAGGUCCAUCGAUCAUUGACAAUGACAAUGUGGAUAUCAAUUCUUUAGAACGUGAUCCAGGGUUACGUCCUCCAAUAUGGGCUUAUCCAAUUGGAAAACGAAAUGAAAUAAGACGUGCUUAUAUUAAAUUGGGGCCUUAUCAACCUCAAUUGGCAGAAUAUCCCUUUUCAGGGCCUACAAAGCAUCGUCGCCGAUUUCAAUCUACUUGGUUUGUUAAGUUCCCAGAUUGGUUGGAAUAUUCACCUUCUAAAGAUGAUGCGUUUUGUCUACCUUGUUAUCUAUUUACUGAAACACCAAAUUCUCGGCAAAAUCGAUUGCGUUUAAAGGCCUCUAUCAAUGUCCUUCUCUUGUUGACUACACAAUCUUGUCCUUUAAGAGGUCACAAUGAAACAAAUAAUUCUGAGAAUCAAGGAAACUAUCUUGAAUUCAGAAAGGUGUUGGCUGCAUAUAAUAAAGAUGUUUCCAAAGCUAUACGACAAGCUCCUUAUAAUGCCAAAUAUACUGCUCCCUCGAUUCAAAAAGAGAUUCUCCAUAUUAUUUCGAAUAAGGUUCCCAACUAUAUUAGACAAGAAAUUGGUAACUCCAAAUUCUGUAUUAUUGUUGAUGAGGCUCGAGAUGAAUCUAAAAGAGAGAAAAUGGUUCUUGUUUUAAGGUUUGUUGACAAAUAUGGAACAAUUAGGGAGCGAUUUUUUUACCUUAUACGAGUUUCCGAUACCACGGCAGCAACACUUAAAAGAGAAUUGUGUUCAGUUCUUGCUCGACAUAAUUUAUCUGUUGAAAAUAUUCGAGGGCAAGGAUAUGAUGGUGCUAGUAACAUGAGAGGUGAGUGGAAUGGUUAUCAAGCAUUAUUUCUUUCUAAUUGUCCAUAUUCUUAUUAUAUCCAUUGUUUUGCUCAUCGUUUACAAUUAGCAUUGGUUGCCGCAUCUAGAGAUGUUAGAGUAAUACAUCAAUUUUUUUCAAAUUUGACUUUCAUUAUCAAUGUCAUUGUUUCAUCUCUUAAACGAGUUGACCAAUUGCAAUCCAUCAAAUCUGAUGAAAUUAAAAGGCUAUUAUCAAUUGGUGAAAUAGAUAGUGGUAGAGGAUCUAAUCAGACGAGUACUUUAAAAAGAGUUGGAGAUACACGUUGGGGUUCACAUCUUUACUCUAUUCGUAGCUUGAUGAAAAUGUUUGAUGCAACAAUGUUAGUACUUGAACACAUCUCAAAUGAUAAGUAUAGUAAUUCUUCUCAACGUGGAGAUGUUGAUGUUGCUUUAUAUCUAAUGAUUUCCUUUGAUUUUGUGUUCAUUGCCCAUUUAAUGGAAGAAAUUUUGGGAAUUGCUAAUGUUCUAUGUCAAGCCUUAUAA